AAUUUAUGGUUUACGUCAUCGCGCUGGAGUCACUUUCAUUUCAGCGCCGUGAAGAUCUUCCGGUUUAAUGAGGAAAAACAACAUAGUACUAUUAUCUACAAAAAUCAGUUUUGUUUUUUUUUGUAGACAACCUCAUGAAAAUGAACCUUCUCUUUAUUCCGUCCUUACUGCUCAGUUGUUUACUCGACCAAGGUGUGUUUGGUGACUCAUUGUCAGCAGUGGAGGGAGAUCCACUCACUCUACACUCUGGUGUUGAAAUAAACCAACAAGAAAAGAUCAGAUGGUAUUUUAAUGGUGGUCGUAUCGCUCAAAUCACUGGAGAUCUCAGUUUUGCCUGUACAGAUGUUCAGUGUAAUGAAGGUACUGAGAGAUUCAGAGGCAGACUGAAGCUUGAUCAUCAGACUGGAUCUCUGACCAUCAUGAACACCAGAAUCACACACUCUGGAGAGUAUAAAUUGAAGAUAAUCAACAGCAAGAGUGACAGUGAAAAGAUCUUCAAUGUUACCAUUCAUGGUUUUUUUAGUGUUGGUGAAGAUGGAGUGUUAGUGUUUGUGAUGGAGGGAGAUUCAGUCACUUUUCAAACUACUGUUAAAGCAAACCAACAAGGCAGAAUUAGAUGGUAUGUCAAUGACACUCGCAUCGCUGAAAUCAAUGCAGAUCAGAGUAAGAUCUGUACAGAUGUUCAGUGUGAAAAUGGUGACAAGAGAUUCAGAGACAGACUAAAUCUGGAUCAUCAGACUGGAUCUCUGACCAUCACAGAUAUCACAAGCACAGAUGCUGGACAUUAUAAACUGAAGAUCACUAGCAGAAAUAACCAUGAGAAUGAUAAGACCUUCAUUUUUGCCAUCCGUGGUGUUUCUGCUGCCAAACGAAAUGAAACAAACUCAGCAAAGGAGGGACAGUCUGUUACUUUAGAUCCUGGUGAAAUAAACCACCCAAAUGCUGUCAUUACGUGGUAUUUUAAAGACAUUCUUAUAGCUGAAAUCAGUGGAGAUCCCAGUAAGAACUGUAUAGAUGAACAGUGUGAAGAGAGACUCAGAGACAGACUGAAGCUGGAUCAUAAGACUGGAUCUCUGACCAUCACAAACACCAGAACCACAGACUCUGGACUUUAUAAACUACAGAUCAAGAGCAGCAGAUUCAGCAUCAUUAGGAGUUUCAGUGUUGCUGUCACUGUUACUGCUGUUUCAAGUCCAGGUCUGUCUUCAGUUAUGUUGUCUGCUGUCAUUGGUGCUGUCAUUGGUGCUGUUGUUCUGCUGAUGGUUGCAGUUAUUGGCGUGAUUUGUUAUUGCCACAUAUCAAGAAAGAAAGGAACCAGGACAGCACACAGCCAUGACAAGGAUAAUUGUGCAGAACUAGAAACCCUUGAUCAGACUGACUAUAAAGCAUAAAUGUGGCUAAUGGAACGUCCACUGUCAAUUUUUGCUGUAAUGACAGUUCAGCGCUAUAGACAUUUCCAGAUUUUCAGAAUCUCUGACAUGUGAAAAGAGUUCAUUACAUGUACUAAGAACAAAAGUUCAGCGGACACACAGUCCCCAGUCGCUGCGUUGAGAACUAUAGAAAGCCACUGAAAUAAUGUCACCUGAGCUAUUGCAAUUACAAUCGUCAUUUUUUCCUUGAUGGCAUUUCUAAGAAGAAAGCUGAAAAACAUGUCAGUAGAUAUUUCUAGGAAAUGUUCAGUCUCCUCCACUGACCAGUUCGUAAGACAAAAACAUACAGAUGUUCAUAGGAUGUAUGUAAGUGUGCAAUAUGCAUAUUUUUGUAACUGAGAAGAAAGUCAAGCCUCAAGUUUACUCUUUGCCUAUUGAUCAGAUUAUUUCGGACCUACACCACCCCUUUUUAGUCUGAUCGAAAUAUAUUUUACAUUGAUUAAGGUGCUUACAGGUAGGCUUGUCAAUCCAACUGAGCCAUCAGUCUGAUUACCAACAGAAUAUUUGUUUGCAUGUAAAUGUGAUCUUGACAUAAGUAUCUUUUGGCCACAUAUGUGACAUUGAAAGAUGCAAGCACUCUUCACAGAGUAUAUGUGCAAAUGAGCAUUUUAGGGUAACUACUGACUUGAAUCUUUCUACUGGGACUGUAGAAAGACUGAUAAUGUUUAUAAUAUCAGCACUGGCAUCUUGACAACACUACCUCAGCCAACAGGGAACAUUAGAACUUCAGAACUUUAGUUGAUGUUCUAAUGUAAAAUGUUUUAAAAACAUUUUUAAAAGUGAAACAUUUAGAAAUAAUGUUUUCAUAACUCAGUGGGAAUGUUCUUAGAACAUAUUUUUGUUAGCUGGGCCAGAGGAACAUUGAUGUUGAAUCACUACUGUGUUGAGAUUUGGAUGCUGCUGUUUGCACCUCAUUUAACCAGCAAGCCUCACUUGUUCAGCCAGCUUUGUCAACUCUAAACUGACAUUUGUGACCCUAAACCACAAAACAUGUAUACAUCAUCUGAAAGCUGAAUAAAUAUGUUUUACAUUUAUGUAUGAUAGGACAAUAUUUGGCCGACAUACAACCAUUUGAAAAUCUGGAAUCUGAAGGUGCAAAAAAUAUCUAAAUAUUGAGAAAAUCACCUGUUGUCCAAAUUAAAUUCUUAGAAAAGCAUAUUAUUAAUCAAAAU
This is a messenger RNA of Labeo rohita (rohu), 2602 nucleotides long. RefSeq lists its product as uncharacterized. The transcript is spliced from 7 exons. The record is from RefSeq and is a predicted model, not a curated record. The coding region runs from base 135 to 1391 and encodes 418 amino acids. Lineage: Eukaryota; Metazoa; Chordata; Actinopteri; Cypriniformes; Cyprinidae.